Lepus europaeus (European hare) is the source of this 2550-nucleotide messenger RNA. Its product is annotated as protein adenylyltransferase SelO-like. Lineage: Eukaryota; Metazoa; Chordata; Mammalia; Lagomorpha; Leporidae. The transcript is spliced from 19 exons. The coding region runs from base 211 to 1986 and encodes 591 amino acids. The record is from RefSeq and is a predicted model, not a curated record.
ACGAGGCGGCGGCCGGGGACCCGGACCUGUGGGCUUGCUCCGUGCUGACGCGGCCCGGGGAGACUCCAGCGCCGCCUCGCACGGCGCGAGCCCGGGGUCCGGAGCCCUUCCCCGAGCGCCCUGGCGGGUGGGCGAGAGCCAUCGCCGCCCCAGUCCUAGCCCCGUGUACCUUUGAGGGGCCCUGUUGACGCUGCGUGGCGAGGCAGAAGUAUGGCCCCGAGGCUCGGCUUCCCGGGCCGCUGCCUCGCCCGCAGGCCACGGUUUCCGCGUCUGCUGCUCUGGGGCGUGACCUGCCACGCCGUCGUCCGCGGCCUUUUGCAAUCGGUGCUGGAAGGAAGGGCCGGCCUUGCGCCGCUUUCCAGAAACAAGUCAAGCCACGACCCGGGCUAUUGUGAAACAGGAGCGAAGUCAGCCCUGGCUCUCGACUUUUGGACUCUCUCCUCUGAGAACCUUCUAGCUGUGUUGCCCGUUGACCCGGUUAAAGAAAAUUAUGUUCGUAAAGUGAAAAACUGCAUUUUUUCAAUUGCCUUUCCUACUCCUUUCAAAUCAAGAGUACGGCUUGUAGCAGUUUCAAAGAAAGUUCUAGAAGAUAUUUUGGACCUUGAUUUAUCUGUCUCAGAAAGAGAUGAAUUUAUCCAGCUUGUAAGUGGUGAAAAGAUCCCGUUUGGAUCGAUUCCAUUGGCUCAUCGAUAUGGUGGCCACCAGUUUGGGAUAUGGGCUGAUCAGCUUGGGGAUGGAAGAGCCCACCUUCUUGGAAUUUAUUUGAACAGGCGGGGUGAAAAAUGGGAGCUCCAGUUAAAAGGCUCAGGAAAGACACCAUACUCUAGAAAUGGUGAUGGCAGGGCAGUACUUCGGUCCUCAGUGAGAGAAUUUCUGUGCAGUGAGGCCAUGCACUACCUUGGGAUUCCAACAAGCAGGGCUGCAAGUCUGGUUGUGAGUGACGACGAUGUGUGGCGAGAUCAGUUCUACAACGGAAAUAUUACGAAAGAACGAGGUGCAGUAGUGCUGCGGGCUGCAAAGUCAUGGUUUAGAAUUGGAUCGUUAGAAAUUUUGGCUCACUAUGGUGAACUGGAUUUACUGAGGACAUUAUUGGAUUUCAUCAUUCGGGAAUAUUUCCCCUCAGUAAAUGUCAAAGAACCUAAUAGAUAUGUGGAUUUUUUUUCCAUCGUGGUAUCUGAGACGGCACAACUUAUUGCCUUGUGGAUGUCUGUUGGUUUUGCUCAUGGUGUUUGUAAUACUGAUAACUUUAGCUUAUUAUCCAUCACAAUUGAUUAUGGUCCAUUUGGUUUUAUGGAGGCCUAUAACCCAGAUUUUGUACCAAACACAUCUGAUGAUGAAAGAAGAUAUAAAAUAGGAAAUCAGGCCAAUAUUGGGAUGUUUAAUUUAAACAAGUUGUUACAAGCAUUAAACCCAUUACUGGAUCCUAAGCAAAAGCAGCUUGCUGUUCAGAUUCUUGGGACAUACCCUGCUGUUUAUUAUACAAGAUUUAGAAACUUAUUCAAAGCCAAAUUGGGACUACUUGGAGAAAGGCAGGGUGAUGACGAUUUAAUUGCAUUUCUCUUACAUCUCAUGGAAGAGACACAGGCGGAUUUUACAAUGACGUUUCGGGAGCUCAGUGAGAUUACACAAAGGCAGCUACUGGAGCUCAGUAUUCCCCAGCAAUUUUGGGCCCUGAAGACUGUCUCACAGCACAGACUCUUUCCUGUGUGGGUAUCCCAGUACCUUUUGAGACUGAAGAGUAACAUGAAUGACACAGAUUCUGAAAGAAUAAGAAGAAUGACAACUGUGAACCCCAGGUAUGUCCUGAGGAACUGGAUGGCAGAAUCUGCAGUGCAGAAAGCAGAAGGGAAUGAUUUUUCAGAGGUCCGUCUCCUCCAGCAAGUGCUCCAGCGCCCGUUCCAGACACAGUCUACAGCUGAGAAAGCAGGCUACUCCUCACCUGCUCCUUCUUGGGCUAAAGAUCUCAGAGUUAGUUGCUCAUCUUAAUUUGGGAAAAAAUAAAUGAAGGAAUCCUUCUAUCACUGAACUCAGCAUAGAAUAAUUGAUUUUGAGCCAGCAUUGUGGUGCAGCAGGUUAAACUGCCUGUGAUGCCAGCUUCCUAUAGGAGUGCUGGUUCAAGUCCCAGCUGCUCCACUUUCCAUCCAGCUCCCUGCAGAUGCACCUGGGAAAGCAACAGAAGAUGGCCUACAUGCUUGGGUCUCUGCUGUCCACCUAGGAGACCCGGAGUUCCUCGCUCUUGGCUGUUGUAGCCAUUUUGGGAAUGAAUCAACAGAUGGAAGAUCUCUUUCUCUCAUCUCUCUUUUUCUCUCUGUCACUCUGCCUUUUAAAUAAAUCUAUUUUUUUGAAAAAGACAAAUAUGAGAAAGGACUAUUAUUUAGAAUAUGCAAAAAGUCAAAACUCAGCAAUAAGAAAAUAACUCAGUUAAAAAGGCCAAAAUAUCUCAACAGAUAUCUCACAAAAGGAGAUAUCUAGGUGGUGCAUUAGAUACAUGUAAAAAUGCUCACCAUUGUAUGUCAUUAAAGAAUUGCAAAUUAAAACAGUGAAAUACUA